AUGAUUCGAUUAGUUAUCGCUGACACCAUAAAAGGACCUCGAAUAUGGUGCCCCGACAAUACGAAUAUGCGUCUCCUCAUCGCUCUCCUCGUUCUCCUCCCAAUCGCCUGCAUGUCCACACACUUGGACUAUGACCAAUUGCUACUAAACGACAUCGGAGGACCCAACCAUGCGUCUUUGGGUCUCGAUCGGAAAUCGUACCAUUCCGAAAUCGGACCCGAGAAUCCGUUCGUAAGAAAACCGAGUGUAGUUGAUGAGUUCGAGCCGUAUUACGGAUCAGCGCUGAAGGAGAACAAUGAGGAACUAGUGGAAAGGAAGAGAGGAAGAGGACGAUCAGGUGGACUAUUUAGCAAAAUCUUGAGAGCCGGCAUAGACGUCUUGAAAAAUAUGAACUUCAAAAUGGGAGAUAUCUAUUUGGGAGGAGCUCGACCGCAACAAAUGGGACCACCCCAAUAA
Messenger RNA from Caenorhabditis bovis, 456 nucleotides. The record is from the annotation of a GenBank genome assembly. Lineage: Eukaryota; Metazoa; Nematoda; Chromadorea; Rhabditida; Rhabditidae.